AUGAACUCAACAUUGGUCAUAGUUAAAACGUCAAAAUUUAAAGGCUGUUGUUUUAUAGAUGAGGAAACAGGGACUUUCCUGAUCCUCUUGGUGGCAAACCUGAUCCUGUGGGAGAGGAAGGGCUCUGUGCCCCUGAAUGCUAGUGAGAGAGCCUUCAGUGAUGAUACCUUCAAGGACCUUUUUGAUUAUGCACCUUCUGACAACAUCACUAAGCUUGCCCUAGACUGCUGCAUGGAAUUUUUUGAAGACUAUUUGGAUAUGACACUCAUCAUAUUGCUUGCUUGGGAAGCUCUGAAACACUUAGUGACAGAACUCAGUGUUAUGCCACGAGUCCCUGAUGCUAUCCUAUCAAGAGUCAGAAUCACUGAAGCCCAUAAAUACCUUCUAGAUAACAUCACAAGGAUCAUAUCUGAGUUUGCUUCUUGUAUGUUCUCCUACUGCCUGCACAUUGAGCUAGAAGUACUUAAUUUUUAUUUCAACUUCCUGAGAUGUCUACUUGCUCAUGGUGAAUGUUGCUACUCCUCAACAUUUUGA
This is a messenger RNA of Psammomys obesus (fat sand rat), 534 nucleotides long. Its product is annotated as prolactin-7D1-like. Gene Ontology annotation, cellular component: extracellular region. Lineage: Eukaryota; Metazoa; Chordata; Mammalia; Rodentia; Muridae. Gene Ontology annotation, molecular function: prolactin receptor binding; hormone activity. The record is from RefSeq and is a predicted model, not a curated record. Gene Ontology annotation, biological process: positive regulation of cell population proliferation; response to nutrient levels; female pregnancy.